Molecule: messenger RNA, 565 nt
Organism: Ornithorhynchus anatinus (platypus)
Lineage: Eukaryota; Metazoa; Chordata; Mammalia; Monotremata; Ornithorhynchidae
Product: defensin-B4
Exons: 2
Coding region: 22-324 (100 amino acids)
Biological process (GO): innate immune response
Cellular component (GO): extracellular region
Source: RefSeq, a predicted model, not a curated record
CUGCCCCUCCUGCCACACGCCAUGAGGGCAUCGCUGCUUCUCUUCAUCCUGCUGGUCUACCUGGCCCACGCCCCCCAAGCGCAAGGUGUGUUUGGACCCAGGCGCUGCAAAGGCAAGUUGGGCUACUGCCGUAGCAAGUGUCAGUCCAAGCAGGUCGAGCUGGGCAAGUGCUCCACCAAAGCGAUCUGCUGUGGCAUCUCCACCGGCACGAGCUCCUCACAGGGGUCCCACGAGGUCCCUGUCAUCAAUUCUGAGCCGGCCCUGGAGUCCAAGCCCGAGCCCCAGGACACCCAGGAGGAGGAAGCCACCAUGGUCUCUGAGUGAUGGGGUCCCAUCCUGCAAUAAACCUCCCGCCUCCUCCACGCUGGCCUCCAGCUUGUGUUUUCCCUCAGACCAGUGCAGCCUUGCAGAUAACUACUGGGCCGCGCUGGCCCGCUGGAGCAUCCCUGGAGGUUUGGGGUCCUGUCCGCGGGUCCCUCUCCAUGCCCUUGCCAUCAGUCGACCUCUCCUGACCCCUACCCCUUUCCACCGCCCCCGUCCCCACCCCCUUGACAGGGCACACACA